UCUGCACAGCUGCCAGGACGGAGAGAGCUCCGUGUGCUCUGAAUUGAAAAAGAAAAGAGUGAAGGAGAGAGAGAGAGAGAGAGAGAGAGAGAGAGAGCCAGCUUUAAACAAAGAGCUGCCCGGUCCCUCCCGCCCCGGGGCUGUGGGCGCGUCCCCGCCGGCCAGUCUGCCUGAGAGGGGCACCCGGCUGCAGCGGCCCGGAGGCGGGGUGCCUCGGGUGGAGAGGGCGGCUGUGGCCUGGACAGCCGCAGUUACCCUGCGCUGGGGCUCCUGACCCCUCUCUGCGUCCAGCCUGGCAGCUGUGCCCUGGCCCAGCCGCCAUGGCACAGUGCAAGACAGAGCAGGAUGACUGGCUGCUGGCCCACCUGAAGUACCUACUCUUCAUCUUCAACUUCUUCUUCUGGGUAGGUGGGGCAGCUGUCAUGGCUGUGGGUGUCUGGACACUGGUGGAGAAGAGCGGGUACCUCAGCAUCUUGGCCUCCAGCACAUUUGCUGCCUCUGCCUACAUCCUCAUCUUCGCUGGUGCUCUUGUCAUGACAACUGGCUUCCUGGGCUUCGGUGCCAUCCUCCGGGAGCAGAGGAGCUGCCUCUCCACAUAUUUCUGCCUGUUGCUGGUCAUCUUCCUCGUGGAGCUGGUGGCUGGGGUCCUGGCGCAUGUGUACUACCAGAGGCUGAGCGACGAGCUGAAACGGCACCUGAACAGCACCUUGACUGAGCGCUACGGGCAUCCCAGGGCCGCUGAGAUCACAGCCUCAGUGGACCGGCUGCAGCAGGACUUCAAGUGCUGCGGCAGUAACAGCUCAGCUGACUGGCAGCGCAGCGCGUACAUCCUGUCUGAGGGAGCCCUGGGUCGCCAGGUGCCUGACAGCUGCUGCAAGACAGUGGUAGCCCGCUGUGGCCAGCGGGUCCACCCCUCCAACAUCUACAAGGUGGAGGGAGGCUGCAUGGCCAAGCUGGAGCAGUUCCUGGCUGACCACCUGCUGCUCAUGGGGGCAGUGGGCAUUGGGGUGGCUUGUCUUCAGAUCUGCGGGAUGGUUCUCACCUGCUGCUUGCACCGAAGGCUCCAGCAACAAUUCUAUUAAAGGGCGCCCCUGAAGCCUGCUCACCAUCCCACAUAAGGGCUCACAUCCCCACAUCCUGAAGCAGGCCUGCAGAGUUGGUGCAGGGGCCAUGGGCUUCCUUUACCCGAUGCAGAGCCCACCAAGUGCCUGUGAUUGUGGCUCCUGUGCUUCCCAGCUGGGCAGGGUCCUCAGAUCACCCCUCCACUUCUAAGCACUCAUCUGCCCCCAGAAUCCUAGUGAAGGGAUGGUCCUGGCAAGAGGCAUCCAGAGCCCUUUGCCAGGCAUGGAGCACUGUGGACAACAGGAGGGCAGAACCUGGCUCCCUCCACUCCAUCUCCAUGCCUGAGUCUAGAGUAGAAGGCUGGCAGGCUGGUCCCUCUGAGACUCCUGUACGGCAUGGGCCCCAGCUGGCUUUCCUCAGAGAAAAGCACAACUUUGGGCAGACUUAGCUCACCCCUUCCCAAAACCUAGCUGGUUUUUUGAUCUCCCCACACAGUAGCUGGCCAUGUCCUUCCUGUAAGGCCUGGGACAGGAGUAGCCUAAGGUGGGACAGCUUAAGACUAGGCUGUUGGAGCCACCAGGAUGCUAAGGAGGCAGGGUUGGUAACAGCACCUGGGAGAGUCAUGUGAUGCUCACAAGACCCACCCACCCCCACCUCGUUCCAUUCCUAGUCUUGACUCCCAAAGUGCUAGGUUUAAAAUGUUAGUGAAUAUAAAGCUCUUCCCCAGGGGAGCACACCCCAGGCUUGUUAGUCACAGCUGCCUGCAUCCCACUUCCUGGUACCUUCAUGACCCCACUGUUUCCCUUCCACUGUGCUCUCUACUUUCAUCUUCACCAUCCUGGAGUAGACACCACCCCCUCCUUUGCUGAACGAAAUAGAGACUAUUCAGGGAGCAUUCCCCAUGUGUCAAAGGAUAAAGAAAGAAAACCCUAGGGAAAUUAACGGUUGGUAGCAGGUAGUAGGGGAUCCCCACAGUGGCAUCUUGCUGACCAAAAGCACUCAGUUCACCUUUCACCUGACCCAGCUCUCACUGCAGCAGGCCCAGAUCCUGCUGAGCUGAGUCAGUUGUUGGAGGGAGAUGAGCUAGUACGUGAUGGGCUAAGGGUCACUGGUUGCUGUGACCAGCAUAGGCCUAGAGUUCCAUUCUCAGGGCAGGAAGGAGCUGUGUGAAACACCAGGCUCUCGGGUCAGACAGCCUCCUCCAUCCUGGCAUUCCCCGGGCACCACUUAGAGCCUGGGCUGGUUUAUGUUGUCUGCCUGAAGGGCCCUGGGUUUGGCUGCAAAAACUCAGUAGAAAGAAAACACUCCCAACAAUCCCAGACUACACUAUGGCUACCCUCCAUCUUCCCAGGAUUCACGCAGAUACUCAAAGACCGUCUGCGGUCCCCAAGACGGCUCCCCUGGAGGUUCUGAGGGGAGAGCCUAGAAGGAGGAUUGAGGGGGGAAAGGUGAGGGGCCCAGACCAUGUUAUUCCCAAAAAGGCACUGAGGAAGGUGACAGUGUAUAGAGGGGGAACUGUGGCAUCAAAUAUCUGCUUUGGUAGGCUCCCUUAAUCCUCAGGCAGAUGAAGACAGAUGCCAAGCAGGCACCAUUUGUACAUCCGUGAGGCAGAGGUAGUCCAAAUGUGACCUCCUUGAUCGUAUAACAGCCUUGGUGACAAAAUGGGUUUAGAAGACAUAAAACACAGAGUAGGCCAGGUUCGGUCCAGCAGCUGCAAAGACUGGACCCAAGGAUGGAAUCUGUAGUGAGGUGUGUCUAUCAAAUUGAUGCCAGAUUCUUCCUAUUCACCCUCAGGGACAGGUCCCUGUUUGGAGGUCAUCAGUCUGAGUUUCUUAAAGAGAGAGAACACACCUGUACAAUGCCAUCCCAGAAAAUAUACUGGGGUCCCGUGCCAGGCCCCGAGCGCCAUGUAGCUGAGGCCAGAGCACCUGCACCCUGAGCACAUGAAUCACCGUUCCCUAAGCUCAAGGUGGCCACCUCAAAAACACAGCAUAGUCCCCCAAAUCCUCCCCAAAUGACCAGAGUUUGGGGAGCAAGGGUGAACCUUCGUCUAUAAUAUGGAGAUGAGGCGUCUACAUGCAUUUGUCUUUUUCCCUCCCCAUCUGUGUACCCCACUUCCCACAGCACCUCUGGCAUGGCUUUGGGGAUGUUCAUUGAGGGGUCCUUCAAUAUGUUAUCCACAGUGACACCAACAGUAUGUGCUACAGUCCCCAUGCUGCUGAUGAAGAAACUAAGGCUUGGCCAUAAUUUGAAGUCAAUGGUGAUGGCUGCUGUCAUGGCCCCGGCCGGGUGGACUCAAAAAAAGCUGGAAGCCCCUCUGCCCCAGCACCAGCUGACAGGUUGGCAUUCAGGAGCAGAGUGUCCUAGGGUUGGCCAAGCAGUGGCAGCCUUAACACCUCCCAGGUUGGAUGGGACCAUCCACAGUGUUCAAACGCCAGCAGCCUUUUGCAUUCACAGUUGAAGCACACACCUAGCUUAUUUCAGAAUGACAACCAGGCCCUGUGGGGAAGCUAAACAGCCAGGGCUCCUAGAAAUGCCCCAGGCCAUACCCAGUGGCCUAUACAGCCAUUACAGUGAAAGCAGCGACUGUCCUUGGUGAUCAGCCUCCAUGCAGAUGGGACUCACACCAUGCCGUGACCACUGGCUGGGACAUGAACUACCUCUCCCUGCUUUCCCACUCUCAAACGGGCCCUGGCUGCCGACACGGAGCCUCCCCCUCAGGCCAGGCCUUCCUCUGCCCUGUUGUUCCCCCCCCCCCCCUCCCCUGUAUUGAUCAUUUGUUAUUUCUGGGCUCAGGAGACUUCCAUCUUGAGAGCGCUCACCCUUUCUUGACACAGAGUUCAGGUCCUAAAGGCACUGGUAGGGAGGAUGUACAGCAGCUUGGUGUGAGAAGCCACUCAGAGCUGGGAACCCACCCUCAGCUCAGAAUCUGCCACUCUGGACAGCUUCCAGGGUUUUGAAGCCAAGGGAAUGAACGGAUCAGUUAGAACCCCAGCAGCUUUGAAAAUGGCCUCUGCGCAUUGGCUCUACUGGGCCAGGGCAAAGAGGCAAGAGAAGGGAGGGCAGCUGAAGCCGUUCAGGAGAAAAGCAGCCGGCUUUGUUUUGAGCAAACCACCCUUCCUGGCCAGUACACUUGCUCUCCCCUCAGAACCUCCAGGGGAGCCUUCAGAUCAGGACUCCGCCUCCCCAGAGUUGCUCCAAGGAAGGCCAGAGCCAACAGUUGGCAUUCUUGUUAAGUUUCCAGGUGGUGGUGACGCCACCGACUAGAAAGCACACUGAACCACACAAGGACACGGCUACCUUCCUUCAGAUGCCAGAGCCCCCAAGGGUCAAAAGCCAUUAAGGCCAUCUGGCCCGAGCCUCUCAUGGAGCAGCUUGAUACUGCUCCCACUGGGUCCACAGAGAGGGUGGGAUGAAGCCGGCCGCUGAGCGGUUUACAAUCAGCCAAGCACGUGCGCAUGCUCCACACACCACCUGCCCUAUUGCGGCUAGGCCAGAUGCCCGGGUCUUCUUCCUGAAAGGUGACCCUGACACUCCCAGAUUCCACCUUUUACUACGUGCCUUAGGGUGGCUCUGCUGCCUCCAGCUGGACAUCAAGCCUCCCUCAUCCUUCCCCUCCUGCUUACAUACCUGUGAAACCCGCUCCUACCCCACGCCAGUACCGACAGAAAUUCCAGAGAGCUCAUUGUUAGGAGGCCAGAUGGGCUCCUGGGUCCAGCUGGCUCAUGGAGGUGACUCGUCAGAUAUUCCGAAAAGACAGAAGUUGCCUUAACCUACCGCUUCCAGUGAAACUCCAGAUGUGAGAUGCGCCUCUCUGCCGACCUCAACGUAUGCUGUGCGCUCGGUUCCUUGUGCUAGUGGACUCGGCAAUAAAGGACUUGUACCCAGGAGUUCA
Messenger RNA from Psammomys obesus (fat sand rat), 4957 nucleotides. RefSeq names its product tetraspanin 11 (gene Tspan11). Gene Ontology annotation, cellular component: membrane. The transcript is spliced from 8 exons. The record is from RefSeq and is a predicted model, not a curated record. Lineage: Eukaryota; Metazoa; Chordata; Mammalia; Rodentia; Muridae. The coding region runs from base 321 to 1082 and encodes 253 amino acids.